Cajanus cajan (pigeon pea) is the source of this 1812-nucleotide messenger RNA. RefSeq names its product IQ-domain 21 (gene IQD21). Lineage: Eukaryota; Viridiplantae; Streptophyta; Magnoliopsida; Fabales; Fabaceae. The record is from RefSeq and is a predicted model, not a curated record. Gene Ontology annotation, molecular function: protein binding.
UUUAUAUGAUUGUGUCCUAUUUAGAUAGUUUCUCUUCUGUUCUCUCCGACUCCGAUUACGGUUACUAACCAUCUCUCUCUCUCUCUCGUGCUCUGUCUUCCAGUUCAGUCCAGUGCCACACUCUCUCUUCUCUUCUCUUCUCUUCUCUUCUCUUCUGCUAAAUGACCAAACAUUACUUUCUCAUGAAUCUCAAUAAUGCCAACUAAACCCCAAACACCAACAUUCCCUCUCUCCAUUUUCUCUCACACCUUCCUCGCAGAUCCUCCUUUCCUCUACCAUGGGGAAGAAAGGAACCGGCUGGUUCUCCUCCGUCAAGAAAGUUUUCAAGUCCUCUUCUAAAGACUCUCCCGACAAAAAGAAAGACAACAAGGAAAAGGAUGAGCAAUGGCAGCGUGAAGCGCCAGAGGAGGUGUCUGUGGAGCAUUUUCCUGCAGAGAGUUCUCCAGAUGUUACCAAUGAAGAGAGUGCCACAUCAACGCCAGUGACUGAAGAUAGAAAUCAUGUCGUUGCCUUUGCAGCGGCAACUGCAGCCGCUGCUGAAGCUGCGGUGGGGGCUGGUCAAGCAGCCGCCAGAGUUGUGAGAUUGGCAGGUUAUGGACGCCAUUCCAAGGAAGAGAGAGCUGCAAUACUCAUUCAAUCAUACUACAGAGGCUACCUUGCUCGACGUGCACUGCGGGCUCUGAAGGGGUUAGUGAGGCUGCAAGCGCUUGUGAGGGGACACAAUGUGCGAAAGCAAGCACAGAUGACAAUGCGAUGCAUGCAUGCAUUAGUCCGAGUGCAGACUAGAGUGAGAGCUCGUAGAAUCCAGCUGACUCAGGAGAAGCUUCAGAGCAGAGUUGAGGAGCAGGUCCAAAAAGAGCUAGAGGAACAUGAAUCCAAGCUUUUGAGCCCCAUCAAAAUGUUAGAUAUGGAUGGUUGGGACAAUAGGCGCCAAAGUAGACAGCAAAUUAAGGAAAAUGAUUUGAGGAAACAUGAAGCAGCAAUGAAGAGAGAAAGAGCUCUUGCUUACGCUUUCAACUGCCAGCAACAGAUGAAGCAAUACAUGCAGGUAGACCCAAAUGGUGAGGAAAUUGGAAGCUAUACCAAUGAGCGUGAAAGAGCCCAAUUGGAUUGGAACUGGUUGGAACGUUGGAUGUCAUCACAAUCACACAACUUAAGGCACUUUGGGUCACGUGAGACCCUUUACAGGACUCUUGCUUCUACUACAGCCACUUCUGUCACUGAUGACAUGUCUGAAGAAAAGACAGUUGAAAUGGACAUGGCUGCAGCUCUGGACUCAACUCAUGCUAACAUGGGCCUCGUCCACCAAGAGUCUUUUGACACAAGCCCAAUCUCCAAUAGGUACCACCAGCGCAACCACAGUGCAGGUGUACCUAGCUACAUGGCCCCUACCCAGUCUACAAAGGCCAAGACUCGGAAUCAAGGCCCGUUUAAGCAACGGGGCUCACCUGGGCCUCACUGGAACUCAUCCACCAGGAGAAGUUUUGCCAUUGGGUUGGGCUGUGACUCAUCUAGCACUGGUGGGGCCUCUGCAGCUCCUGUGUUCCCAAGGAGCCCAAACCCAAAAAUUAACGAGAUUCGCCUCCAAUCUAGACGGAUAUCUGGCGGCAGCCCAGAUAAUAUUGGCAUUGAGGAUUGGGCCCUUCCCCUUGGAGCCAAUGGUUGGGCUUGACUAGAUUAAUUAAUUAAUUUUUCUUAAUAUUAUAAUAAUAGCAUGUUUUAAUGGUUUGAACUUUGGUCAUCGACAUGCAAUGGUGCUUACUAUUUAAGGACAGUUUAAUAUGUUUUGGUGUUGUGUCAUGAACAACAAUA